This is a messenger RNA of Trypanosoma rangeli, 1662 nucleotides long. Its product is annotated as LmrCD-specific DARPin. NCBI's taxonomy places the organism in Eukaryota, Euglenozoa, Kinetoplastea, Trypanosomatida, Trypanosomatidae. The record is from RefSeq and is a predicted model, not a curated record. The transcript has a single exon. Gene Ontology annotation, molecular function: protein binding. Bases 1 to 1662 code for a protein of 553 amino acids.
AUGUCUUCCGACGGGGCUGUGCAUUCGAAAGUCAUUGUAUGGAAGCAUGGGCAUGUGGGAGGUGAGAUUAGCGAUGAUGAGAAAAUGAGGCGAGUGGUGGAUACAAUAAAAAAUGAUGACAAUGAACUGUUUCUUCACUGGAUUGAGUUGUCCGAGGACGUUAACGUGAGAGAUUCCUGUGGCAACACGGCACUUCACUGGGCUGCUUCACUUGGUAGCCUACCUGCUGUGACCCAUCUUAUUAUUGCUGGAGCUAAAGUAAAUGCGUUAAACUGUAAUGGGGCAACUCCACUUCAUUGUGCCGCCAUUUGUGGGUAUGUAAACAUUAUAGAGCAACUUCUGCGCAAUGGGGCAGAUGCCGCCGCGGUCAACAAGAAUGGUCAGACUAUGUUUGACUUGCUACGAAUUAUGGGGUGGGAAGGGGCCUCCAUCAUGCUUGAACGCCUGGAGGCCGCACUUCUUGGGCCAGGCAACGGUGGGAAGAUCACUGUGGAUGUUUCCUUUUCGGAUGCACCUCUGUUAGGUUCUUUGCCAGCUCCGCUGCUCCCGGGCACCGGUGACUCGGAGGGAAACGAAACAGCUUUGCAGAGUCCUCUGCAAAUUAAAGAGAAAACGCGCCAUUAUGCAGACAUUAAUGUGAUUGACCCUUCGGAUGCAGAGGAACUGCUUUACAUGCAACGGAGCGCUGAAAUAGAAUUGCUUGUGUCUAGUGAGAUGGCGGGGCGAAACGAGGUAAUUAUAGAGUAUGUCCGAUGGAUGCUAAGUAUUAGGGAUACAAUGAUGCCUGAAAACGUCGUUCGUGUUGAAAAAAGGUCUGGAGAGGUUGAAGUGGUGUUUGGUGAGAAAUAUUCUCCUUAUGGGCCCCAUCAGCUUUUGGUGCGCAUGGUAGGCGAUGCUGAGGGUGAGGAAUUCUGGGUGGACGCGGAGGAAGUGGCGGAUUGCGUUGCGGUAAAGACGUACGUUGACCGCCAUAAUCAAACAAUCAACAAUCAAAGCAAUUCACUUAAUUUUAUUGGUUUUGGUGGGUUUUAUAGCCGCGAUCCAUUGGAAAAUGCUGAACGGCAGGAGCUCUCCAGAGAACUGAAUAAGCUUUUGCACGGUAAUUCACACGUUUUGUCAAGCGCAUCAGAAUCUAACGCCCCAAAGGCUUUGAGCACACAAAUUCCGCCGCUGUGCGUCUCAUCGUCGGUGAAAUUAGUGCCGCGGCAACCUGUGAAUGAGCGAAAGCAGACAGCUUCCUUAAAUAGUUCACUGUACAAAGUGGUAGUGAGCCGUUCAUCCCAUGAUUCCUCUCGUGGGAUUCCAUCGCAUGGUAGCGCAGCAAGCACAUUAGCAUACCAGUGCAGCAGUAUGACAACCGUCGCUACGCACUGCAGCAGUAUGACAACCGUCGCUACGCACUGCAGUAGUGAUGAACAUGACGAACACACUAACAGAGGAUCUCUCUCUACGUUGCCAAAUAAACUGGAUUAUGUUGUUGCUGCCUCUGUUGGAAAGGAGCCUACUGUUGUUCCGCAUGCAAUGCCAUCUGAAAAUAAACCGCCGUACAUUCGACAAUAUUUGUCAGAAGAGGAAAAAAGGAAAUACGAAGCAUUUCUUAGAGUGUCCGCCUUGAGACAUUUGGAACGCAAGAGGUGGAGGCAGAAGAUAUCAUAUUAUUGA